Salvia splendens (bonfire salvia) is the source of this 528-nucleotide messenger RNA. Its product is annotated as protein FLOWERING LOCUS T. The transcript is spliced from 4 exons. The record is from RefSeq and is a predicted model, not a curated record. Lineage: Eukaryota; Viridiplantae; Streptophyta; Magnoliopsida; Lamiales; Lamiaceae. The coding region runs from base 4 to 528 and encodes 174 amino acids.
AAAAUGCAGAGAGACACGAAUCCGCUAGUGCUGAGCCGUGUGAUCGGAGAUGUCAUCGAUCCCUUCACUCCCACCACUGAUCUCCGAGUAUACAUUGAUGGCCGGAUCCUCUGCAACGGCUACCGCCUCCGCCCUUCUCAGAUCGUCUCCCGCCCUAGGGUUGAGAUCGGCGGCCAGGAUUUUCGCACUCUCCACACUCUUGUUCUGGUUGAUGCUGAUUCUCCAAGUCCUGGAAAUCCUUACAAUAGGGAGUAUUUGCACUGGUUGGUGAUCGACAUCCCCGGAGGCAUGGGUCCGGACUUCGGGAAUGAGGUGGUGGAGUAUGAGGCCCCUCAGCCAUCGUUGGGAAUCCACCGCCUUGUAAUGGUGGUGUUCCGGCAGCCACGGCGGCAGAUGUUGAUCGCCCCGGAGUGGCGCAACAACUUCAACACGCGGCAACUUUCGCAGGUGUACAACCUCGGAGAACCGGUGGCCGCCUUCUUCUACAACUGCCAUAGGGAAAACGGCACCGGUGGCCGGAGAGCCUAA